AUGGGCCCCGAAGACGUUCAAUGGGUGUCUGACGUGCAAGCGAAGAAGGAUAAAGUGCGACGAGGGAAAGCCGACGUAUGCAUCAAAUCAAACAUCAAAUGUAAUGGAUAUGCUGCACCCAAGAUCAGGCUGUUUGAACCAGCAUCAGCAUCAGCAGCUUCAUCCUCGACACAGCCACCAGCGGCAGACACAGGACUUCUAUCUGGACAGGAGUCAGCAGUCCUCUACGACAGUCAAACGAAUUCCCGCCUCGAAUCUUAUCAUCAUCCUCAACAACUCUCCCUCGUCCCCAGAUUCGGCACGCAGGAAGAAUCUCAGUCCUUCCAAUUCUUCCUCGAAAAGACCUCUGACCUGAUCUCAGUAUACUCGCAGCCGUAUCUAUGGACGGUACUCCUGCCUCAAGCCACAUGGCACCAACCCUCUAUUAAACACUCUCUCAUUGCACUUGCCUCGCUACACCAAUACCUCACCACGGUCGGCCCAGCCUCACAAAGAGCAAAUCAGAACUUCGUGUUCCACUACAACAAUGCCAUCCGCGCCCUGGUGGCGGACAAGCCGUCCAUUGACAUUGUGCUGGCGGCAUGUGUCAUCUUUUGGGCGCUGGAGAACUUCAAUGGCGGUGGUCAAUCGGCCAUUGACCACAUGCAAGCUGCAAUCAAAAUCUUAGGGGAGUGGAAAAGUAAACGUCGACCAAACGACCCUGCAAAGGACUUUAUUACCAAAUACAUCGAGCCAACGAUUCGAGAUGGCGUCAAAUUCGCCUCGAAAUGCCGGGUUGAGGAGUUGGCGGGCCAGAUGAGCGCUCUUUCUCUGACAACACGCGACGUGAGGAUCAUGAACUUCGACUACCCUCAAUUUAACAACCUGGAGGACGCAGGAGACUAUCUGGGGGACUGCAUCAACAAGAUUCUAGUACUGAAAAGCCAGGCAAAGGCACCGCUCUCUCCAAGUCCCGACCUCAUCGAACAGAUGGAAGAGCUGGACGCCCGCCUCUACAAAUGGAUGAACUUGUUCCAGAACCUCACGGCUACGGGGCCCGUAUACAUCCGACGCAUGCUCGUGGUGCACAACGUCACGGCAAAUAUCCUGUUAGAUCAACUCAAGACACAAGCACAAUACAGCAGCACGACCGACGAAGAACAGGAACAGGAGGCGCGUCGCUGUCGAUUCGACUUCACAGUCAUUGAGGUCGAGGAUAUAUUGAGAUACGAUCCACUUGCCACAGUGGAGUCCCGCAGGAAGAAACCCCCGAGUCUAGGAUUCAUUCCACCCGCCUUCCUGGUGGCAACGACAGCGCCGAAACCAGAGACCAGGACAAGGGCGAUCAACUUGAUGAGGAUGUUGAAUGUGACCGAGGGGCCGUGGAGCACAGAGCACGCGGUGCAGAUUGCCGAAGGGAUGCUGGAGAUUGCCCGCGACUGUGCUGUUCCCAUCUCGGCAGUCGACCUGCGGCACAUGCACUUCGAGUUUGACGAAGGCCGCAGGGUGUUGAGUAUGAGAUGGGAGCCAGAGGACCGGGCUGUGCUGAAUGUGAGCAUGGUCAAGCGCAUCAAUGCUCAGAGUAUGAACUGGAGGGACUCGGAUAUGUGUUCAUUUAUCAGGAGAUUCGGCUACCAGUUCCCUUCCUCGGCUUUGAUGCAGUCUUCAUGA
Molecule: messenger RNA, 1650 nt
Organism: Cladophialophora bantiana CBS 173.52
Lineage: Eukaryota; Fungi; Ascomycota; Eurotiomycetes; Chaetothyriales; Herpotrichiellaceae
Exons: 4
Coding region: 1-1650 (549 amino acids)
Source: RefSeq, a predicted model, not a curated record